Molecule: messenger RNA, 4511 nt
Organism: Apis mellifera (honey bee)
Lineage: Eukaryota; Metazoa; Arthropoda; Insecta; Hymenoptera; Apidae
Product: casein kinase I
Exons: 9
Coding region: 852-2258 (468 amino acids)
Biological process (GO): signal transduction; peptidyl-serine phosphorylation; endocytosis
Cellular component (GO): cytoplasm; nucleus
Molecular function (GO): protein serine/threonine kinase activity; ATP binding
Source: RefSeq, a predicted model, not a curated record
CCAGAUGGCGCCUAAGGUUUUCAGGCGUGUCGAAAAGCAGUCGCGCUUGCGUACUUACAUAUGUUCAUCGUGUUCGUCGUUGUGGUGGUUACGGUUCAGAGAUAGUAGUGUGCAACAGUAGAGUAGGACUUAUUGCAUUAAAGCAUUUAUGGAAAGUGAGCGAAAGUGAUAGAGUGCCAUGAUAAAGUUGUACGAGUGGACAAUUGAAUCUUAUAAUUGAAAAUUCAAAAAAAAGGUGCGUUCACGAUAAAGGUGUCGAAGAAGUGAUUCGUGAUUGGUGAAUCUUAGACGGCCAUUAUUGUGCGCCAUUCGGUCUCCGGUGCAGAUCCGCGCAGCGAAAGGGCAGAUGCCCUUACGCGGUUCGUGUUCCCAUUGGUGGGUACGCGUUAAUCUACCCGGAUCGACACAUUUGGUGAGAUCCGGUAGUAUUUCUCGAAACGUAUUCUUGAAUAUAUUAAAUUUAAAAAAUAUAAAGACAAGUAAAUCAACCACCUCCUGUGGAAAGCGAGUCUUUUGAUAGUCGACUCGAUAGUUGUGUGAUCUUUGUCUAACAGCAACAGUAGCAACCGCAGCGCCGUCAACAACACGACAACGAUAACGACGACAGUAGCGCCAUCAGCGCGACCGCCAUCGCAGCGAAAAGAAACAGUAUUCCUUUGAGGAAAGAAGAAAUGCCUGUAGGUUCGCGAUCAGUGGCGCGACCAAAGAUGGAGGCCACGUCCAGUUUGUAACACGCAGCCAAGUCUCGUUCAAAGCGCACCAACGGAGCCACGAAGCGCUCCUCGAGUCGGCUGUCCAAAGUCGCUUUUGCCCCGUGCUACUUUUCUUCGUGAGCCCCGCGAGGCUGGAGAAUGGAGCUACGCGUUGGAAAUAAGUACCGGCUCGGACGGAAAAUCGGGAGUGGCUCCUUUGGCGACAUUUAUCUAGGUACCAAUAUCUCUACCGGCGAGGAAGUCGCCAUCAAGCUAGAAUGUAUAAAAACGCGGCAUCCGCAGUUACACAUAGAAUCGAAGUUCUACAGGAUGAUGCAAGGUGGUGUUGGAAUACCAACUAUAAAAUGGUGUGGUUCAGAAGGUGACUACAAUGUAAUGGUAAUGGAGCUACUAGGUCCAUCAUUGGAGGAUCUAUUUAAUUACUGUUCAAGAACUUUUUCUUUGAAAACAGUCUUGCUUCUCGCCGAUCAAUUGAUAAGUAGAACGGAUUAUAUUCACAGUCGCAAUUUUAUCCAUCGAGACAUCAAACCAGAUAAUUUUUUGAUGGGCUUGGGAAAAAAGGGAAAUCUCGUAUAUAUUAUAGAUUUUGGAUUGGCCAAAAAGUAUCGCGAUGGCCGUACUCACAAACACAUACCUUAUCGAGAAAACAAGAACUUAACAGGAACAGCCAGAUACGCGAGUAUUAAUACACAUUUGGGAAUUGAACAAUCACGACGAGACGACCUUGAAUCCUUGGGAUAUGUCCUUAUGUAUUUCAAUAGAGGUAGCUUACCCUGGCAAGGUCUGAAAGCGGCAACUAAACGACAGAAAUACGAGCGUAUUUCUGAAAAGAAAAUGUCUACACCCAUCGAAGAAUUAUGCAAGGGUUAUCCUGUUGAGUUCGUGCAAUAUCUAAGGUAUUGUCGAGGACUACGAUUCGAGGAAAGGCCGGAUUAUUCGUAUCUUCGGCAACUUUUCCGGACGUUGUUCCACGAAGAAGGCUUCACAUACGAUUACGUCUUCGAUUGGAAUAGGCUGAAAUUCGGUAACGUGAGGCAACAAACAUUGUCUUCGACGCAGCAAACACCGAUGCAGUCGCAACAUACGAACGCAGCGCUGCCCUCUGGGACUAAUAAUGAUCAAGAGCAUCGAUCUAGACCUUACACCCGGCAGUGUUUGGCAAACAUAUCAGUGGGGACGGUGGGUCCGACUGUAGGUGGAACGACUACAAAUUUGAGAAGCAUGCGGCAAAAACGCGAGGCGAUAGACGCUCUUCGCGAUCAGGACAAUCAGGAGAGCGAUCUUCAAGCGUCGGGCACAGGUGGCCAAGAACGAAGAGUCAGCAUGAGGUUGCACCGUAGGGAUGCAGCUGCUGGAGAGAUGCAACCGAAGACCAAACUAAAUCUACAUCGACGGCAGGACGAUGGUUCUCGGCCGGCGAAACUCACGCAAUUACGCAAUCAACCGGAAAGAACUGCGAAAGCGAAGUCGCAACAGUUGCACGAUCCGAUUACUUUCGAGCCAAACUUGAGGAAACCCACGAGGAGUCAAAAUCCAUUGCGCUAGGCGUUUUCAACGGUGACAGAUGAAUAUCCUGAAUAUAUAAUCCGUGACUGUUUGCUGAAUUACAGAAAGAUCGGAUGGCUAGAGCGUGGCUGUAAGGUAAAUCCAAAUAAAUCCAGGUUAAAAUGUCAAUGUUACGAUGGGGCUAAUCAAGGAACAAUUAAGACGCGCCAAUAUCGAUCGAGCGUACUGUACAUUUCGUGUUCGCGCGCGAGCUUCGAUUUCAGAAUUUUUUUUUUUUUUUUUUUUUUUUUUUUUUUUUUUUGUCUAUCGCGUAAUUGUCCGAACUGCGAAAUAAUCCAUUUGUUCGAGGGAGAUGAUCGUUUUUCGAAACGAAUAUGAUAAAAUGAUAAUAACGAAUGAAUUUUUUCGCGCACGAAUUUAUCUCUCCUCUUCUUACCACGCCUCUCGUUCCUUUUUUGUUUUGUAUUAUUUUUUUUGAUUCUACUUCUUUUCCCGAAUGAGAGGCGAACCGUGUUUUUAAAAUUUGAUAUAUAGUUCAGCAUGUAAUGCCUCGACAGUGGACGGUCAUCCAGCGGUCAUCCCCACUAUUUCCUGAAAUUACUUCGACCGAGCGUUUUUUGUACAUUAGAAGUAACUAAGGAGUAGUCGAUAUCUCUUUUCAUCACACUUAAAUUUUUUCUCGCUUCUCAUUUGCUCGUCAAGCGGUCCAAAAGAUACAAAUAAUUUUUUCCCCCCCGUUAAUAAACUGGGUUCACUGUCGAGGUACUACUUGUAUAUUAAUUAACCUGAUAACCGGGUUUAUUAUUUAAUUAAAAUUCUCAACAACUAUCGAAUUAUAACUAGAAUCAAAAAUUGCAAAGAAGACAAAUCAAUUUUAAUCGGAUCAACUGCUGUGGUGCGGAUUAGAUUUAUAGAAUAUAUUUUCCUGUGUUUUAUAUUCUUAUCGAGGAUGUUUCAAUAGCUGACUUUAUUCGCAUUGAGUUAUAGAUGUCAGCUGCAACAAUAAAUAAAUAAAUAAAUAAAUAUUAUAAGUAGAGAAAAGGAUAAAAGUUAUUUUAAUCCACGCCAUAUCAGUUGAGGACUAUAUAUAUGAUAUUUAAAAAAAAUAAUUCAUAAAUAAAGAAAUUUCAAGUGAGUUCUUCUCCCGGUUAAAAGGUUAACGAGAAAAAGAGAAAAAGCUUCGUGUGAUAAUAAAGAAGAAUGUAAAAAAAAGAGAAAAAAAAAAAAAAAGAUGUAAAGAUCACGAUUGAACGUUACCAAAUUUAUUCGUUCAUCGUGCGCUUCGUGUACAUUGUAUCCUUUUUCCGAGUCGUUGUUGAUGCGUGCUUGCAUUUUCGACUUACUACGUGUACGUGAUAUGAGAAAUUUUGCGUGAUCAAAUUAUAGCGAGAUUAGGGUGGAGGAGAGGGGAGAAGAGCAAUAUUCCAAAUUUGCUACAAAGAGGAACAAAAAUCGGUGGAAUAUAUUUAUAUUUCUUAUGAAUAUCGUGGUUUUCUAAUCCUAUUUCUAUAAUAAUAUUAUAUACACACUCGACGAUAACCUUGAAACAUUUCCGCCGGUUGAUAAAUUAAAUCCUGCAAUGAUGCUACACUGAUCUUUCAAACGUUUUAAUAUUUGCGUACACGAAGAAUUUUGAAAAAAAAUUACUUUUAGGUUAUGUAAUUAAAUAUCUUGAAAAGAAAGUUGUACGAGCUUUGUAUAUUUGUAAAAUAAAAUUUUGCAAUGAGAGAUUCAUUCGCUGGAGCGAAUAAAGUGUGUAUCGUUGCGGAUUUAAAAUGGCGGGGCAUUUUUUUUAAAUAAUAGGUUAGACAAACCAUGAAUCCGUACGUUAAGAAAUUCACCGGGAAUUCGAGUUUCUCUUUAGCAUGAACAAUUGCCUUGAUUCGUGAAAUUUUGUUGAAUGUGCGACUGUAGUAGAAUUUUAGAGUAAAAGGGGAGAGACGUAUCACAAAGGGAUAAGCGCGUCGAAGUGUCCGUGAGAAAAACGCGAGGAAGCAGUGUCCCUGAUAUUAUACUAUAUAAUAUAACAGCGAUUGUUCUCGCGCGUGAAAUACAUUUUUUUGUUUCAGACGAAAUUCAAGCCGAGAACGACUGAUUUGCUCCGGUGUGAGAAACGGUUCGACAACCGAUUUGAUUCAAAUUUUGUAUAUACGUAUAUACAUAUAUACAUACAUGUAUUACUUUUGUACAUGUAAAUACGUGCAUCGAUUGAUAAGAUAGCUUGAAAAUAUUUCGGAAAAAAGAAAAAAAACGCGUUUUAUGCAUCGAAUAGAUUUUUAUUUUGAAACUAAA